Eriocheir sinensis (Chinese mitten crab) is the source of this 3203-nucleotide messenger RNA. RefSeq names its product maspardin-like. NCBI's taxonomy places the organism in Eukaryota, Metazoa, Arthropoda, Malacostraca, Decapoda, Varunidae. The coding region runs from base 492 to 1376 and encodes 294 amino acids. The record is from RefSeq and is a predicted model, not a curated record. The transcript is spliced from 9 exons.
AUUAAUCCUGUUUUGAUAAUUGUCACUCUGCUCUUGUUAAAUACACCCAUAAGGAAUAACAAUAUGAGGCAGUACAGUAUUGAGGGAUCACUGACUGGAUUACAAUGAUUAUGCAGCUUUUGUACUAAUCCUUAUCGUAACUCACUUUACUCAUAUUAAAUACACUCUUUUAAGGAAUGGCAAUAUGGAUCAGUGCAGUAUACAGUGACAGUGGAUUUUAACAUUAUUAGUCAUCUUUUGUAUUAAUCCCUAGUGUCUAAUUGUCACUCUGCUCUUUUUAAAUGCAUGCCUCAGGAAUAACACCAUGAAUCAGCGUAGUAUUCAGAGAUGAGUGACAGUGCAGAUUACUGGCGGAAGGUGGAAGAUAAUCAUAAUCACUAUUAAAACUACAAUAGCAUUCACCAAAGCAUGACUACAGGACUUUGGAGGCAGAGGGAGUGCCAGGCAUUGUGUGUGACCUCUGGCUGGCUGUCGUGGACUCGUAUCAAUCGAUGGAGUUUGAGAGUGACCUGUCAUGCACACAAGAAUACAAGAGCUUCCGCAGCACCGUGCCCCUCAAGCAGAUUGUGAUUGACAGUGAUGGGCUACAGGUGUGGAAGGUGUAUGAGGCUGGGCCCAGGGGGGUGCGGUGUCCCCUGGUGUGCCUGCCCCCAGUCAUUGGCACAGCGGACUGCUUUUAUAGACAGAUUCUCUCCCUAACUGCUCGGGGAUAUAGAGUGAUCACGGUGGAGUAUCCCGUGUACUGGAGUGUUGUGGAGUGGUGCGAGGGCUUCAAACGGCUCCUGGACCUCCUGGAUGUGGACCGAGCACACAUUCUCGGGGCUUCACUAGGAGGUUUUUUGGCUCAAAAGUUUGCUGAGCUGACCUCAAACUCCCCCAGAGUUGCCUCACUCAUUCUGUGCAAUUCCUUCAUAGACACAAAGAUCUUCAACUACUCAGACACAUCGUCAGUGUUCUGGAUGCUGCCUGCAACAUUGCUCAAGAAAAUGAUUAUUGGACGGUUCCCCAGAAAAAUGAUGGAUUCACAUAUUGCAGACUCCAUAGACUUCAUGGUGGAAAGACUGGAGUGUCUGAAUCAGAGUGAGUUGGCCUCUAGACUCACUCUCAACUGCUCCCCAGACUAUGUUCAGCCUCAGAAAGUACAGGUGGAGGUGAUGCUUCUUGAUGUGUUUGAUGAGUCUGCCUUGUCUCAGUCGGUGAAGGACGAGAUGUCCAAGUGUUAUCCAAACGCCCGCCUUGCCCACCUCAAGACUGGGGGCAAUUUUCCAUUCCUGGCCAGAGCAGAUGAGGUCAAUGUUUACAUACAGGUUCACCUGCGGGGGUUUGAGGGCACUCACCUGAGCGCCUCGGACACAGGCACACCAGUGGAGCGAUAGCAGUGUAGGGCAGGCCGGCAGCAGCAGAGACACCUGGCUUGUAUGAACUCUAAUGGCUUACUCAUGAGUGGUGGGUGAGGAGGAUGUCAUCUGUUCAUCAGUCAGCCAUUUUACCUUUUUCCUAUAAAUAUGUGAUGUUUAUAUUCACUUCUGUCAUUGUUACACUUACAAAUCCUUUGCGAACAAGCCACAUCAAACAAACAAUAUUAUUAUGAUUUUUCUACAAAGUAUUAUUAUGGCAUCAGCUACUUUGCAGGCUAAGGCAGACAUACGUUAGCUUUGUAUUGUUGUAAGGGCCAAGUAUUAUUUUGUAUGUGAAUUGCAAAAGCUGAAUGUACAAAUUACUUAUAAUUGAGGUUGUAAAAUGAAAUUAUUAUUGUCAUGCAGAUACCCAGCCAUGUGUGGUUUCAGAGCAGAUUAUGCCGAGUUCUGUUACAGUAUUUUUACUAAUUUGUACAUGUCAUUUCAAAGAGUGCUCACAUCAUAAAAAGACUACUCCGGAUACUGGAGCUGAGGCAUAAAAAUUGACUGUUGUGUGAAUAUUAUCAUCUAGCAUUAAUUUGACAACAUUUGAUUUUUAUACUUGAGCUCAGUUUUUGAGAUUGAUUUCCCCCUUGAUAUGAGUACAAAUUUGAAGAGUAUGUACAAAGUAGCAAUCAUACUUUCAUCUGUGAAUCACUAAAUGAACAGUCAGCUUGUAAGUGUAUGUAAUGUGACUGGAUCUCAGUUAUCUUAUGUAUCACCUUCAUGCUGUGUUUGGCUGUGUUGUCCUACAUUAAGGCCUCACUGGUAAUGCUUCACCAAUAAGUCAGUUUGUUAAGCUUCCUUGUGUAUUACCCAUCAUUGUUAUCUGCACAGAUAUUCAGAUAUUUUUGGAUCACUCAUGCCUCCUCAGUUACCACUAACGCCCAUAUUCUCAAACAAUUUGGGGUUUGCACACCCAUAUUUGCCAAGGCUUUCAUGGAGGUUGUGUGUUUUUCCAUGGGUAGUUUUAUGAGCCUAGUGAUAGUUGGACAAGGCUUCUGCAUCAUGAACUUGACUUAUCUCCUUCUUGGCUUCUAGCUGUAUUGGCUGUGAGAGCAGAAAGCAUCUGAGAGUACAGGCUAAAGAUUCUCGGGGAAGCUAGCAAGUGGGUUGAGUUUGAAUAAAUAAUUGUGUAACAGUAAAGAUCUAUUAAGAUAUACUGGUUCUCAUCUUGUGUGGCUGUAACAUUCUACUUCUGGUCUGUGUAAGGCUGCAGAGUAUAAUGUUUGGAAAUGAGCAAACACCAUCCCUAUUAGUAGCUACCAGUGCCCCUGCCAAGCCCUGGUGAAGACUCUUGCGCCCACAUGAAAGGAUUGGUAAGAGUAUUUUUGUAUGAUAGGUAAGGUUAGCUUUAUACAUGGAAGGGUUAUUUAUUAAGAGCCUUAUGUGUUUCUACAAUACAGGAAGUUAAAGGUUGGGCUUGGAAAUUUGACUUUUUACUGAGGAAAUUUCCCACAAAAAUCUUAUUAAACUCUAUACUGUGCCUGUCCUUGGUAUGUGAAGAGUGUGCAUUAAAAGGGAUGUGACGAAGUAGUAUGUGGGAAAGAAAAGUGAGGAAAAGGGGUAAUUGUUUAGUCCCUUAUUUCACUAAUGGUCAUUCCUACAGCUGUUCUCUUGUUUCUGGAGAUUGUGUGUGCCCCAUCUGCAACGUGUGCAAUACAGGGCGGUGAUGAUGGUGAUAAUAGAAUAUAGCCUACUACUUACAGUGUGCUUCAUAUAGCUUAUAAGGGAAGAGAAUGGUGGGGGAUAUGGUUUUACUAAGCUCUCAUAAGUAAGUUUGCAUUAAAGAUGUUAUUUACUUUA